AUGGAAGAGAAUGGACUAAAAAAGAAUCACUUUAAUCUCAGAAUUAAACAUCGAGCUUCUCAAAGAUUUUCAACAGCGUCUAAUACUCUCACGAAAUUCGCAGAAAAAGGUUCAAAAAGAAAGAAUGAUAUCUGUAAAGAAGAGGCGGCAAGAAUAAUUCAGCGACAGUGGCGAGUUUUUAGCCAAAAGAAAAAAUUUUUAAAAGAAAUAAAUGAGGAGUUUUUCAACGAAGAAAAGCUUCGAGUUGAGAAAAUGGAACUUCAGCUUGAGACGAUGAAAUUUGAAAUGGAAAUGGAAGCUUAUUUGGCCGAAUUAGAGGAUUUAGAUUUCUUUUUCAAAAAUGCGGAAAAGCGAAGAAAGGCUGCUGCGUUUAAAAUUCAACAUGCUUGGCGCGCUUAUUUGCGGAGAAAAAAUACUUCUUGA
Oikopleura dioica is the source of this 423-nucleotide messenger RNA. The record is from the annotation of a GenBank genome assembly. NCBI's taxonomy places the organism in Eukaryota, Metazoa, Chordata, Appendicularia, Copelata, Oikopleuridae.